Cynara cardunculus var. scolymus (artichoke) is the source of this 1707-nucleotide messenger RNA. Its product is annotated as transcription factor bHLH48-like. Gene Ontology annotation, cellular component: nucleus. NCBI's taxonomy places the organism in Eukaryota, Viridiplantae, Streptophyta, Magnoliopsida, Asterales, Asteraceae. Gene Ontology annotation, molecular function: DNA-binding transcription factor activity; protein dimerization activity. The transcript is spliced from 7 exons. Gene Ontology annotation, biological process: regulation of DNA-templated transcription. The coding region runs from base 479 to 1423 and encodes 314 amino acids. The record is from RefSeq and is a predicted model, not a curated record.
AAACACCAAAAAGGCAUCUUAUCUAUAUCAUCAUGUAGUCAUGGUCAUAAUACAAGUAGAAUUGAAUUGAAACUUGUGGACCGAACAGAAAAAACGUUGCUUUCCCUCUACUCCAAAUGCUUUGAUGAUGAAGUAAAUCCCUAAAAAUUCCACCAUAGAUAUGCACCUUCAUCCGCCAUUGAAGCUGCUGCAACAUCCAUCCACCCUCUUUUCUUUUGCUUCUUUUUUGUGGGUGCAAAGUCAGAGGUUUUUGAUUAAAGAAAGAGAAAGAGAAAGGUGAACGUCUUUUCUCUGCCGCGGAAAGUGGGAAAGUACCAUUUUGACAGUUCGUUUCUUCCGUCAUUUUCCGUCAGCGCUGCUUUUAAUUUUUUUCAGUUUUCCACCUCCACUUGAAUUGUGAUUUUGCUUCCUACAAUCGUUUUCAUCGGAAUAUUUGCUUCUGUGGCUUCGUCUUUCUUCGCUUUUUUUUUGUAUUUUGAUGGAGAAACGUGAAGAAAUGGGUGUGGACUCGUUUCAAUUCGGUGAAGAAAUUCAGAGCUUGAUGUCGGUUGUACAACCGCCGGAGGCCGGCAAUUCGUUCACGGCUCUACUUGAACUCCCGCCGAAUCAGGCCGUGAAGCUCUUACACUCCCCCGAGGAAACCACACCUAAUAUUUUCCCCUCGGUGUUUGCCGUCAUCGAAACGGACAAUUCACUGGACACAACGAGCUCAAUUCGCCCGAAUUCGAGCCCUAAUAACUGCAAUUUGGUGAAACAAGAACCUAUUGAUUCCUAUUCCUUACAUAAUUCAUCACCUAUGCAGUCAGAUCCGAUAAUCUCGAAAUCAGCGAAGCGUAAGGAACGAGAAAAGAAGGUUAAAUCAUCAGCCAAGAAGAGCAAAAACGUCGCCGAUGAGACAGACGGCGAGAAGCUGCCGUACGUCCAUGUUCGUGCUCGGCGGGGUCAAGCAACAGACAGCCAUAGCUUAGCAGAACGAGCAAGAAGAGAGAAAAUCAAUGCUAGGAUGAAGCUCCUUCAAGAACUGGUCCCUGGUUGUAAUAAGAUUUCAGGUACAGCAAUGGUGCUUGACGAGAUUAUCAAUCAUGUACAAUGCCUGCAACGUCAAGUGGAGUUCUUAUCAAUGAGACUGGCUGCUGUCCACCCGAGUAUCGAUAUCAACCUUGAGAACAUGUUCUCUGCAGAGAGUGGGUCACUUAUGGACUGUAAUUUCGGUGGCCUGGUUUCAUCGGUAGAUGGACAACUGAAUGGAAGCAGCCACCACCAGCAGCAGCUAUGGCACACUGAUGCGCUACCUCCCCAGCCGUUAUGGGGUGGGGAAGAGGUCACCCCUAACUUCAUCACACCAGAAAACUCUCUUCUAAGUUACGACUCUUCUGGCAAUUCAGGUUGUUUACAUACGAACCAGCUGAAAAUGGAGUUAUGAAGACGGGAUUCGGGUGAGUGGUAGGGUAGGGAGCAUUGUAUAUAUGGGAAGAAGAAAGUUAUGGAUAGAAUAUAGCAGCAGAGUAAGUUAGAGAGAGAAGAAGAAGGAGGAGGAGGUUGCUGAAUGAUUGAUAAGUAGGCUUAGAAAUGCAUCCAGAUUUGAGUAUAUAUAAUUAUAUAUGAAUGAUAUAUCAUAUUAUAUAUGAGUUUGGAGUCUGUGUCUGUCCAUGUAGCACUUCUCCAUUCUGAGGUUCAGCCAGUCUUGUGCCCUACUUACACCAUUCA